Messenger RNA from Fopius arisanus, 6629 nucleotides. RefSeq names its product myocyte enhancer factor 2 (gene Mef2). Bases 517 to 1950 code for a protein of 477 amino acids. Gene Ontology annotation, biological process: positive regulation of transcription by RNA polymerase II. The transcript has 8 exons. NCBI's taxonomy places the organism in Eukaryota, Metazoa, Arthropoda, Insecta, Hymenoptera, Braconidae. Gene Ontology annotation, molecular function: RNA polymerase II cis-regulatory region sequence-specific DNA binding; protein dimerization activity; DNA-binding transcription factor activity, RNA polymerase II-specific. The record is from RefSeq and is a predicted model, not a curated record.
AAUGUAUGUGACAGUUUCCGACGGUGGAUUCUUUCAGAAAUCAUACUCAUGCAACAGACAUUUUUCACCGAAUUUAAUACGGUCUUAUAAUGAGAAUGUCAUGCAGUAUUGGAGAAAAAAAAAUAGUCGAGUUGAGGUGAGGAUUAUUCACAUGGGAAUUUUGGCAUAGAGCCGUUGGAAAAUUCAACAUGCUGAGUGUGAGUAUUAAGCGUAGAAGAAGGCGUUGGCGAUCACUGUCCCUAAAACAGAGUCUCUCCGCCUUCGUGUUGCUGUUGGAUCCAGUCGUCUUGGGGUAUGAAAAGUAUAGGCGGAGAUUAGUAUGUGUGAGGAUUGGGGGAGAUUGAAGUCACACGGGGGGUGUUGUGUGGGGAAAAAGCGUAUCGGUGUGGUAUUUUGGUUUUGGCUCGGCACGGGCUGCGCGCUUCUGGGAGUGAAGUUCUAAAAACAGCGGAGUGUUUUUCACAUUCCAUCCGAAUAUUUGAAAUUACUGUUACUGGUCUUGAAUAAGCAGCAACGAUGGGUAGAAAGAAGAUACAAAUCUCUCGUAUCACAGACGAGCGGAAUCGUCAGGUGACAUUCAACAAGCGGAAAUUUGGUGUUAUGAAGAAGGCAUACGAGUUAUCAGUGCUCUGCGACUGCGAGAUUGCAUUGAUAAUAUUCAGUUCAAGUAACAAGCUUUAUCAAUAUGCUAGCACUGACAUGGACAAAGUACUACUCAAGUACACGGAGUACAACGAACCACACGAGUCACUCACCAACAAGAAUAUCAUCGAGGCGCUCAACAAGAAGGAGCAUAAGGGCGCAAUGUCACCGGAGAGUCCGGAGCCGGACGCUAACGAAUACAAUCUCACACCACGUACAGAGGCCAAGUACACCAAGAUAGACGAAGAGUUUCAAAUGAUGAUGCAGAGGAACCAGCACAACGGCACAAGGGGUAUGGGACAAUCUAACUACACGCUGCCAGUCACUGUGCCAGUUAACACUUAUGGGGAAUCCCUUCUUGGAUCUAGUCCACAAAUGGCACACACUAGUAUCUCACCGAGACCAUCGUCGUCUGAAACGGAUUCAGUUUAUCCACCAGGUGGAAUGCUAGAAAUGAGUAACGGCUAUCCACCGUCAGCUUCACCUCUGGGUGGUUCACCAUCCCCAGGGCCAUCACCAGCACUAGUUGUUGGCGGUAACAAGGGUGCUAAUCCGUCCCGUCACUCACCCCAACCACCUCCACCUCCUCAUCCACAGAGAGCUAAUUUACGAGUCGUCAUACCCACUCCACUAUCACAAUCGCUCUCUGAUGAUACCAGUUACGAUGUAAGAUUUUUGUCUGGGGGCCACACACAGACUGCACUCAAUACACCAGUUGUUGCACUACAGACACCAUCCGUAGCUGCUGGUUACUCAAGUUUUGGAUCGUCAGACUAUUCCUCAGACCUUGGCAGUCUGACGUGGUCCCAUCAGAGGUACGUUGAUGACUUGUCAAUGUAUUCGGCAGCCACCAUGUCAAGCAUCAGUAGCCUUCCUCAUUUAGCCGUGUCGAGUAGCACCCCACCGCCAUCGACGUCUCCCCUGCCCGUGAAAAUAAAGAGUGAACCGAUAAGUCCACCCCGUGAUAGCCUCGGUAAUGCAGCUGGUGGUGCAGGAGGGCCAAGUAGUUUGCACCAUACAAAUUUAACAGUUGGAUCAGUGACAACAACAGGCCCACCUCCUCCUCACCACGUAACUCACACAGUACCGCAGAGCCUGAAUCUCGUAUCGAAUCGGCCAACAAGUAAUCCACCACCCACCCAUUCAGGCAGUAUAACACCAACAAAUUUACCAUCACCGAGUAAUGCUGGUAAUGUUGAUAUGAGAACGAGUCAUGGUACCGGGGGUAAUGGUGGUGGUAGUGGUUCAGAUUACGAGAAUGGACCGCUGAUGAAACGAUCUAGGAUUACAGAAGGAUGGGCCACCUAAUGCCGGCCAUUUUUGCGGCCCUACUGGCCCUACUCCACUUCGUCGUACAACGGCUGAUAAUGAACGACCAAAUCACUGACUAUGUGCUCUGAGGGCUCGUCAAAGGCUCAUCCAGCGCUUACCAUGUACGAAGAAUUGUUUGUUUCAGCCCUGAGGAUCUUGCGAUAAAUCAUUAUAGCAACAGAAAACAUUUGACGUACUUUUCAACGGAAUGUAAAAGGGCUUUUGCGAUUUUUUUUUAUGGGAAUCAACUGCAAUAUGCGGAUUUACUACAAUCUGUCACGUUCUUCGUUCAUUGAUUCGCACUUCAGGGGGAAAGGGGAGGGGGGGUUGUGUUUUUUGGUGGAACUAUGAUGAUGAUAAUUGCGGUGCCAUAAUGUUGAAAUAUAACAUAUAAAAUAUAUAUAAAUAUAUAUAUAUAUUUUCAUGUGUAUAAUAAGAAGUGUUGUUUGUAUAUAUGUCGAGGAAAAAAAAAGUUCAUAAUGGUUUGUCGGUAUGGCAUAUACACUAAUUCUACACUAAUGCAUAGAAAUUCCACUCUCUUUUUGUUUUCUAAGUUGCGACCCAACUUUCGGGGGAUUUUCGAUUAGAGGUAAUCGAAGAUUAAAUGUCCAGACGUUUUUUUUUUUCGCUUUAGUGAUACCUUGUUGACGUGACGUAAUACCGAGAAACUAUGAGAAAUUAUAUAUAUAUAUAUUAUUAUUGAAGGAAUCUGUACCAAGUGUUGGAUUCAAAGACCAUCUGAUGUUUUAGAAUUAUAUCUGUUAUAUUUUUGGGUGGUAGUCCAUCAGCAGCAUAAUCCGUUGAUCGUAACUUUACCUCAUUGCAAUCGUGUGUGACAUUUAUUUUUAAUUCCCUUUCUUUCUCUAAUCUCUUAUCAAUUUUUUUCCAGUUGUUAUUCGGUUCAACUUCCACGAGUAAUUGAUCUAGUCAAAGAAAUUAUCAGUACUAAAAAAAGGAAAAUAAAAGGAGAACUAGUAACUAGUUGGACGCGCCCAGACAGUUAUAAAAGUAAAAGGAAAUUAAUUUUUUUUUGUUCGUCGAGUCAAAAUGCAGUGGAAGUUUUAUCUAAAUCUCUCCUGGAAGUUAAUUUCUUAACUGUCACAGCUUUAUUUUUACAUUUAAUUUGCUCCUCCCCCAGUUAUUAAUUUUUCUACUUUAUCGCGUAAUUUUAAUUUAUCGAGAAAGCCUUAACAUUUCGGUACUUAUGGAGCCGAUUUGAUGAAACUGUUACAGACAAUGAAAUAGUUGUCGAUCUCAGUAACGACUAAAGGAGAAUGAACGAUUAAUUCAUCGAUAGUUGUUUUUUUUAAUGCAAUAAUUAUUAUAAGCAUGCAUUUUGAGUGUUUCCCGGCAGUCUUUAUUUUUCGUUUGGUUUCUUUUAUUUUAGUUCCUUUUUUUUCCCGAGUGAGUUAAUUGACGGUAUAUGUCUGCUGGCACAAUGAAAUAAAAUCAAUAAAAUUGAUAAAAUAAGGGGCGUUGGUUGCUGUAUGGAAAAAAAUCUGUACAUGAUAUUCUGUGGGAAUCAGAUUUGAAAUUUAAUAUAUUAAAGUAUGAGGAGAGGAAAAAAUUUAAUGAUAAAUAGCGUUGAUCGAUAAAUGAUUAAAUUGAAUGACAUAAAAGGAAUAAUAAUGUAAACCUAGUAUACACACUCACGAAACGCAUAUAAAUUUAAUGUAUGUAUGUAUGUACAUAUAUAUUAUAUUCAUACAUAUGAAUACAUUUUCCACGAGUAUUUUGCACAUUUGAUAUGAAGAAAAAUUGUAACAAAAAUGAGGUAUGAAGUGAAGAUUAGGAAAUACAAACCUUCUCUGUCCUUUCUCAUCAUUGAGAGUUUGACUCGCAGGUUUAUGUUGACGGAAUAAUCAAUAUGCAUAUGUUAUAUGUAAGAGAUUGAUACAUAUAAGAUGCAAUUGUCGAAAAAAAAUGAUUGAAAAACUGGCGAACUCACUCUGUACUUUUGGUUUUUUAUUUUUGCAAUCGAAUGACUUGAUUUUAUCAAAGUAUCCUGCUGAGGUAUUCUCUCAAAUUACCCACACUUGGAGGAAAAAAUAUGAAUUAAUUGUAAUUUAAUGUAUCCUAAAGGAGUACACAGGUAUUGAAGAUAAAAUAGUGCCUGGAACCAUUUGUGGCCCUCGUUUUUCGUAAGCAAAAGCAGAAAAUUAUGAAGUGAUCAACAUAUGUACAAAUUGCAUUAUUGUUAGAUGUCUGAUGUUGAUCCCUUCAUUUUUCGAAUUUUUAACGAAUGUUUUGGAUAUCCCGGGAUGAUGUGGAUGGAAACGGAAAUUAUGAAGAAAAAUUAACGAAAAAAAAAACAAGAUUAAAUAGUCAGAUUGUAAUAUUGACUUGAUAAGAUGAUCACAAAGUGCAAUCUUUUAGGCAAAAAAAAAAAACACUUUUUAUCGAUCUAAAAAGUAUAAAAAGAAAUUGUUAUUUUUCAUAAGGAAGAAAUGAAGUUUGAUAUAUUGAAAAGAAUAUAUGUCUCUCCUAGUUGUUUAAAAUGAGUAAAACAUUUUCCUAUAAAUAAAGCCGAGAGAAAAUUAAUAGUAAAUGCUGAUGAAGAAUUUGAAUGAGGUUUUAUUGAAUUCAAUUGAUAUUUUUCCAAUGUGACCGAAUCACAAAUUGUACAAUGUUCAAUGGUACAACUCGGCUCUUUGUUGUACAGUAAUAUGAGAAUUAUCGUUAUGUCCAUAGAAUAAAUAAAAAUUCAUUUUGAUGAACUAUGUUAUGAAAUUAUUUAUUUGGCAUGUUCUUUGAAUAUUACUUGAGGGGAUUCUUGAAAUGACCAGUUGAUUUUGACAUUAUGUUGAGCUGUUUGAUAUAUUGAAAUGGAUUUAACGAUAUUCCUCAAGAAAUUUUAUUAAAAAUAAACAUUGUCGAAUGCUGUGACUUUUAUGGACCAUCUUUAACAGCUUUAUAUAACUAUUCAGGUAAAAUUAAAACCAUUCACUAGAGAACUACAAAAAUAAACAAUACCAUAAACUCCGCAUGAAACACAAGAACAGGCCCCAAAAAACUCCCGUUGGCUGCACUAGAAGCAAAACUAAAAACAAAUAAUUUAACAACCAGCAAAUUAUUGUAAUGCACAGCACGAUGAAACUGAUACAUUCGUUGUAAACAAACGUAGUACUAUUAAGAUAUUAAGCAAAAAAAAAUAACAGCAUAAAUACAAUGAAGAUGAAUAUUUUUAAAAAAGUAUGAUGUACGUACUAGCCACAACUGUUGUCACCGCAGAUUAAACCGAUAAGUUAUUAAGUUUAAAUACAGGUUUACAAAUUGGACAUAUCUAAGACGCCAAGUAGCAUCGAUACGUCUCACAUAUACUUACCAGUGGAUGGAAAAUUAUUAUAACAAAAAAAAAUCUGUAAAUCUAUUUUAGUUUCAGAGGAAGAAGUACUGCUUAAAUAUCCAAUUAACCAUUAUGACAGUGUAAAUUUUUUUUAUUAUAGGGAGCCACUUUUUCUUGUAAUUUGAGGCUCAACAUUUUUCCUUCAGAAGCUCUGGACGCGUUGUUUCAAAAGGUACUUCAGAGGCAGACGAAAAUUUUAUUGUCAGCAUUGUAUUGAAGGUAUUAACGGAUCGUAACAACUCAAUCAUUUAUUCGUGUAAAAAACAAAGAUUGGAAAUGACCGUUGGAUAGUUUACGAAUAUUACGUGAAUGCAUUAUAGAGAUGAAAACGUUCGGCCUGUUUUGUCAUUGCUUCGAGCAAUAUGUUUCCUCCUAAUCAUUCAUUUUUCAUUCUUGUUCUCGUGUAACUACUACCUGUCAUAUGGCAUGAAUAAUUGAACAAAAAACCUUAGUUUUACGUAAUUAUGGUGACGCUAUCAAUGAAAAAAAGGGAAAUUGAUGAAAUCUAUGAAAAAUCGUUGCUGCUAUUUUUACGAGCAGUCUACAUAGCCAUGAAUGAUGUUUUUUAUUUAAAAGAAGCAACAAUACGGAAAGUAAUUCUUAUAGUGCCAUUGUAACAGACUAAUUUAACUGAAUAUCACCUAUUGUUUAAGUAGAAUGUUAAGGAUGAAAAUGGUGAAAUUGUAAUUGACACAAUUGUAACAAUUGCGGUGUUGAUAAAAAAAUACAAAGACUCGGUUUUAUGUUUGUAAUAAUUGUUAUAAUGUUUGCCAAACAUUAUAUAAAAUAUAUAUAUGAAAUAAUGAUUAAUUAUAAAAAUAAGUGUGACACGAUAAAAAGAACAAAUGUUGGGAAGAAUUUUCUGCGAUACUAGUUUGUCAAUGAAAGAUAUCAUCCAAUUAUGCACAUCCGAUGCCACGCAACACAAUCGAAUAAUAAAAUAUAUAUAUACAAAUAUAUAUAUGUGUAUUCUGGGAGGAAAGGCGCCAGAAACUGAGGGGGAAAAGUGAUUUAUAGUUAAUGAUGCGAAGGCGAUAUUGUUUUCAAUUCGAUAUAUAUCAUUUUGGUGCUCGAACUAUUUCUCCUCCCCCCGUUUCCCACUCUCCACCAUAAUUUCUGUUGAGUUGAUUUGUUUUUGAAUUUUGCCGACUCAUAUGAUUGUUCAUCAUAUAAUUGCCUAUAAUUCGGUUAGUGAAAAAAAUGAGGAAAUAUGGAUAAUUAAUGAGACUUAGCAAUUAAUUAUUGUUAUCUGGUAGAUACUCUAUGUACAUGACACACACGUAAUCGACGAUUAUAGUCGCACCCCCUCUCCACCCCCUCAUCAUAAAAA